This is a messenger RNA of Dryobates pubescens (Downy woodpecker), 972 nucleotides long. It is a transcript of the gene ZNF488, whose product is annotated as zinc finger protein 488. Gene Ontology annotation, biological process: regulation of DNA-templated transcription. Gene Ontology annotation, cellular component: nucleus. The record is from RefSeq and is a predicted model, not a curated record. The transcript has a single exon. The coding region runs from base 1 to 972 and encodes 323 amino acids. Lineage: Eukaryota; Metazoa; Chordata; Aves; Piciformes; Picidae.
AUGGCAGCUUGCAAAGAUGAUGCCAAUGGUCUCAUGGGAGAAAGGAGAGCAAAAUCUGAAGAAGCUGAGAACAAGAGCAGGAAAACUGUGUUGCUGGAAAAAACAAAUAAUCUGAGUGAGGAACAUAAUUGUGGGGGCAAGGAAAAAGUUGGAGGAGAGCAUGCAUUAGCUGGUUCUUUCUGGAAGCUUAGUUCUGGAAGGCAGACAGCUAGGACAGAUGAUUUAGAACAAAAGCAGAGUGCUUUCACUGAGGUCAGGAGGAUGAAGGAGAAGCUGAGGAAUGAGAGACCGAAGGACCCAGAACAGGAGGAUGGCGUUGUCCCACUUGGUAAAGAGCAGGUAUCAAAGGAAGUGUUGCUGAACUCUGCUGGUAGUGCAUUCUCCUUUGUGUGGCCCACCAGAACCCGAGGAGAACAGAAAAGUGCUUUCAGCAAACCCAGUAAGUGUCUAACAGAAAGAGCUGCAAUAAAUUCUUCUCAUCCCAUGAGUGAGUCACCAAAGAGCCUGGGGGAGCUGUCUGGCUUCAUUGCCACAACAGACAUCAUGUGCUGCAGCACUCUUCUCAAUUCUAAGUUCUUUGUCAGUGAUUUGUGUAAUGCUCAGAUGCUACAGACAAGCAUUACUCGAAGCAAUGUUUUCCCAUAUACCUCAGAACCAUGGCUCAAGCAAGCAGGAGGGCAAUUACAAAACACAACCAGCACUUCUUCCUCCUCUUCCUCUUCCUUGACUCUUCUUCCUCCCACCUUCACAUCCUUUGGAGUGGCUGCCCAGAACUGGUGUGCCAAAUGCAACCUGUCUUUUCGCAUGACGUCUGAUUUAGUCUUCCACAUGCGGUCACAUCACAAGAAAGAGCACUCCUCCAGUGAGUCCCAGUGCAAGCGGCGACGAGAGGAGAAGCUGACGUGUCCCAUUUGCCACGAGUACUUCCGAGAACGCCAUCAUCUCUCCCGCCACAUGACUUCUCACAAUUAG